AUGGGGCUCCCUGAUGUCCAGCUCUGGCUGGUGCUGCUGUGGGCACUGGUGUGGGCACAGGGGACAGGAUCUGUAUGUCCCUCCUGUCGGGAUCCCACACUGGCACCCCAAGAAGAACGAGCUGUGGUCCUGGAGCUAGCCAAGCAGCAAAUCCUGGAAGGGCUGCACCUUACCAGUCGUCCCAGAACAACUCAUCCUCCACCCCAGGCAGCACUGACCAGAGCCCUCCGGAGACUACAACAGGGGAAUGCAGCUUCAGGGAGUGGGGAGGAGGUCAUCAGCUUUGCUACCAUCACAGACUCCUCCACUUCAACCUGCAGCUCUGUGCUCACUUUCCACUUGUCCACUCCUCGGUCCCACCACCUGUACCAUGCCCGCCUUUGGCUGCACGUGCUCCCCACCCUUCCUGACACUCUCUACUUGAGGAUCUUCCAAUGGGGCCCAAGGAGAAGACACCGAGCGUCCCGUGCCCUCCUGGCUGAGCACCUAGUGUCUACCCGGGGCUGGCAUGCCUUGACUCUGCCCUCUAGUGGCCUGAGGGGUGAUGAGUCUGGUGUCCUGAAACUCCAAUUGGACUGCAGACCUCUAGAAGUCAAUAGUACAGUUGCUGGACAACCAAGGCGGCUCCUGGACACAGCAGGACACCAGCGGCCCUUCCUGGAGCUUAAGAUCCGGGCCAAAGAACCUGGAGCAGGCCGGGCCAGGAGGAGGACCCCCACUUGUGAGCCUGAGACCCCCUUAUGUUGUAGGCGAGACCAUUAUGUAGACUUCCAGGAACUGGGAUGGCGGGACUGGAUCCUGCAGCCCGAGGGGUACCAGCUGAACUACUGCAGUGGACAGUGCCCCCCCCACCUGGCUGGCAGCCCAGGCAUUGCUGCCUCCUUCCAUUCUGCUGUCUUCAGCCUCCUCAAAGCCAACAAUCCUUGGCCCGUGGGUACUUCUUGCUGUGUCCCCACUGCCCGAAGGUCUCUCUCUCUUCUCUACCUCGACCAUAAUGGCAAUGUGGUCAAGACAGAUGUGCCAGACAUGGUGGUGGAGGCCUGUGGCUGCAGUUAG
Cynocephalus volans (Philippine flying lemur) is the source of this 1056-nucleotide messenger RNA. RefSeq names its product inhibin subunit beta E (gene INHBE). Bases 1 to 1056 code for a protein of 351 amino acids. Gene Ontology annotation, molecular function: hormone activity; cytokine activity; growth factor activity. Lineage: Eukaryota; Metazoa; Chordata; Mammalia; Dermoptera; Cynocephalidae. The record is from RefSeq and is a predicted model, not a curated record. The transcript is spliced from 2 exons. Gene Ontology annotation, cellular component: extracellular region.